Molecule: messenger RNA, 2551 nt
Organism: Scylla paramamosain (green mud crab)
Lineage: Eukaryota; Metazoa; Arthropoda; Malacostraca; Decapoda; Portunidae
Product: putative inorganic phosphate cotransporter
Exons: 13
Coding region: 175-1860 (561 amino acids)
Biological process (GO): monoatomic anion transport; transmembrane transport
Cellular component (GO): membrane
Molecular function (GO): transmembrane transporter activity
Source: RefSeq, a predicted model, not a curated record
AAGACUGGCAGUGCUCGGUGGCGUGGCGAGUAAGGAGGGACAGUGUUCGCUGCCACAGUUCCCAUCUUGACUUUAAGGUGGAAGGUGAGAGUCAGUGGUGCUCUGUCGCCUUCACACUUAAUACUAGCACCUCUCCACGUGCUCUCAGGAGUGAAGCAGAAACGAUACACAAAGAUGUCGAAGUGCGCCUCCCUCUGCCGCUGCCUGUUUAUGGAGUGGCUCCCUGUACGCAUAGGAGUGGCUCUGCUCACUAUGCUGGGGCUGGUGAACGUGUUUAUGGUGCGCGUCAACCUGUCCGUAGCUAUCGUGGCCAUGGUGCACCAUAACACCAGCGGCACCACCUCGGAUCUCCAGGCACACUGUCAGGCCUUCAACGGCACGCGAGCUGGCGGGAUGUUGGUGACCCCAGCGCUGGGAGAGGCGGCGGGGAGAGAGAAUACAACGGGGUCGCAAGCGCUGCUGGUCGAUCCGGUUGAGUGGGGAAUGGAAGAACAGUUGGCGGGAGAGGAGGAGGAGGAGGAGGUGAAGGAGAAGGGGGAGAAGGAGGACGACGAGAGGUUGCACUGGAACGAGUGGGUGCAAGGGCAGGUGCUCGGAUCCUUCUUCUAUGGCUAUUGGAUCAGUCAGGUGGCUGGCGGGAGACUGUCUGAAUUAUACGGUGCCAAGCUUGUCUUUGGUAUCACUGUGCUGUCCGGGGGCGUGGCGGCUUUCCUUACACCCAUCGCCGCCUACUCCCACUACCUCUCCCUCGUCACCCUCAGGGCACUCCAGGGCUUUAUGCAGGGCGCUGCCUACCCUUGCACUUUCACGUUGAUGGUCAGCUGGAUUCCGCGCUUCGAGCAGGCCAAGUUUGUCGCCUUCGUGUUGUUUUGUAACAACAUCAGCAUCACCUUCACCAUGGCUCUGUGCGGCUUCGUGAUCGACAAGCUGGGGUGGGAGGGCGCCUUCUACGUGACUGGUGCCAUCUCCUUCGCCUGGUGCAUCGUGUGGUACUUCUGCAUGUACGAUAACCCCGCGAACCACCCAAGGAUCACCCAAGAGGAACUGAGAUACAUCACGGAGUCCAAGAAUUACUGCCCUGAGUGUAAAACGGUCGUGCAGUCACCCUCCUCGCCCCUCUCAUUGCCUCCGUCCUCGUCCGUGCCGUGGUUGCGCUUGGCUAAAUCCGCCCCCAUGUGGGCCAUCAUUAUGGCUGAGAUCGGCAACUCUUUUGGCUACAGCGUGUACUUCUCUUACCUGCCCACCUAUGUAGAGAACGUGAUUGGCGUACCCAUCAGUCAGAACGGUCUGCUCUCCGCCCUGCCUUUCCUUGCACGGUACCUGGGCGGCGCAGUGUUCGCCACCACCGGGGAGUGUCUGCUGGCCCGGAGGAAACUGACCGUGAUGACCGUGCGGAGGGCCUUCAGCAUCGUGGCAAUGAUCGGUCCUGCCCUCAUGCUGCUUGCCGUGGGCUACUCCGGCUGUGACCCCAUCCUGGCCAUGACGCUGCUGUGCCUCGGCUUCUUCUUCAACGGCGCCGUCACCAUCGGGGUCUUCGCCAACAAGGCAGAGGUGUCCCUUCACUACGUAGGUACGGUGUGUGGCCUGGGGAACAUGUCCGCAAACGUGACGUCGUUCGUUGUGCCUCUUGUGGUGGGAGCCAUUACCAACAACCAGGAAACCCUGGAGGCGUGGCAGAUGGUGUUCUGGACGUGCGUUCCCGUUUACGUUGUUUGCGAGGUGUUCUUCUUCGUGUUCGUCUCCCCAUCUCGCCAGCCGUGGGACUUUGUGGCGGUGAAGGAGGACACACAGAAAAAGGAGGAGUGGGAUGAGACAGCGGAGACCUGUCAGGUGUGUGGGGUCAUUACUCAGAAAGAGUAGAAGGCGCUAACGAGGGAAUGUAUUAUCCUUCUCUUUUCCGUCCUGUAGAUUAUCGAGAGUGGCUCAUGGUCUUUGCACUUCUUCAGACCUCAAUGCAAUGUAUCCCAGUUAGUCUCAGGAACAACAAGAAAAGGCAUGUUUGUUUUUUCGUGUUUAUUUUUAUUUUUUAUUCUAUUUUAUUAUUUCAUGCUGAUGUUCUGUUUCAUACUGUUUACGUGAAAAUACUUUAAAAUGUUAGGGAAGACCAAGGGAAAUCUGGGUGAAAAUAAUGAGUCAAGAGGGAGACAAAAUUAGGAUUAAAAAAAAAGAAAAAAGUAAGAAUGAUACGACUGGAAAUUAAAUAUUAGAACAUUACAGUUAAGGCGAAGACAUGUAAAGAAAGAAAACGGAAGAAAAGAAAAUAUGUAACAAAAUGGGAGUGUUAGAUUAGGCUACUAUGGAUGUUUACUGUAAACAAUUAUUCUCACCACACUUUCUGCAUCACACUACUGGAGAGAGGUCCAUGGGCAUAGCUGAUUAUAAGAAGAUACUAAUGUACUGUAGAUUUUUCCUGUUUUGUAGCAUAUGAGUGUUUUAUAUAAAGAAACAGAUGGAAGUAGCUUGAAGUAGAGACGGUUCUUUUAGUCAGUAGUAGAAACAUAACUAACAAUGUAGUGUAAUACUGGAAUACUAAUAAAACUGUAUUUUGUUA